CAGCUGACCAGAAAUUGCCGUCUGCCUCUCGCGACGGUAAGCCAUGUCCUCCAACUACAACGCAAUUGUUGAUGACCAACCGGGGUUACGGACUUUUUCCUCCGGCAAAGAGGAUGGACCUGUUGUUCUCUUCGUUCAUGGUUGGCCGGACGACCAUUUGCUCUGGGAUUCUCAGGUGACUCACCUGAAGGAUCGUUUCAGGUGUGUGACGACAGAUCUGCCUGGCUUCAGCGGCGACGACGCCCGAGUCGAGAAGUGGGGCUACUCGACCGAGGAGGUGGUGAAGCGGAUCGAGAGGACGGCGGAGAGAGUGGGGAAUGGGCAGCCCAUCAUUCUGGUCGCCCACGACUUCGGUUGCAUGUACUCGUUCAAGUUCGAGGCCAAGCGGCCGGAUCUGGUGCGCAAGAUGGUUGCCAUCGAUGUCGGAGGGGCGAUGAAACCGAGCAUCUGCGGCGCCAUGCUGAUGGUCACCUACCAGCUUUGGCUCUGCGCGGCAUUCUUCCUGGGGCGCCCGAUCGGAGACGGCAUCGCUCGCUCCUUCGCAUGGCUGAUGGGGUCACCGUCGGGGGCCCGCAUCGCGCGCGCCUCCACCUGCUACCCGUACUACCACACGUGGAAGCACAUCCUCUGCUCCGGGGAGAAGGUCAGGCCCAUGAUGCCGAAGUGCCCCCUGAUGUUCCUGCAUGGCACCGCUGGCGUGAAGAAGAUCAUGACGUUCCACGCGGCUCGUUGGGCGGAGAAAGUCCAGGAAAAGGAGGGCUCUUCGUCACAAGGGAUACCCCAGGCCUCGCACUGGGUCACGAGGGACCAGCCCGAGGAGGUCAACCGCAGGCUUGACGAGUUUCUUGCGGACAUUUAGAAAACCACGGUGGGCGUUACGGUGCGUCAGCAGCAAACGCGAGGGGUUCGGGGUGUUGGUGGUCCCUUGAGGUUGUUUCGCCAUUGUGGACGAAGCACCUUCCCGAGACGCAUGGUUACGAUGAUGUGGGUUCUACUGUUGUCCAUGCGAUUUGACGAGGUGGCGGGCAGCGUGCAGGCUUAGGGUGGGGUUACCACUUUUUUUCGUUGCUGAUGCCUGCAGGACCAUGGGCGUGCGACGUGUACUUACUUAUAUUUUGUCGUUUUUUUGCUCCACCGUGUUCCAUUGUAGGCUCCUUUGUCCCUGUCGCAUCGUGUUACGGCAGUACGUUGAUCUAGUCAGUGUUAUUUUGUCGGCAGAGCUAGGCAAAGAGGGCAUCCGGACGAUUCAUGUAACCCCGUUAAGAUCAUGAGUGGUUUAGUCAAGCAACGACCUGACGGAGACGAGUGGAACGGACGUUGCAGUAGGGUUGAAUAAGUGCUCACUAAUUGUAUGUGUAUUGUGUGGCAUAGUGUUCGUGUCUCGCCGAAACUUGCGUUGUCUGUGUUGGGUUUCAAACGGAGUUAUGCAACAUGUCCGACGAUUGUUAAACUGCUCUGUGCAUUGUUGGAUUUAAAUCUAAUCGAUAUUGUGGGUGUUCAGUCGACAGCCGGCGCCCGUGUCUUGGUGUGGUCGCCCAGCUUGUUGACGGGCUUGGUGCAAACAUUGUCGUGUUGCGUUUGAAGGCCAACCGUGCAUGCAUCGAUCACGUCGGCAGCGAAAACGGGCAAAUAGAGUACACUGUCAGGAAGGCCUCUCGUCUUUGCUCGUUUUUGCGCUUUUCUCUCCCCGACGAGAACUCGACGGGAGGUCGGUUGUGAAGUUGUAGGCACGUUGUGUUCCGGUCCGGUUUGAAGCUGAGUGAUACCAAAAGACUGCUGUGCAGCAGAUUAAUGUUGUUUUUCUUUUUCCGUUCGUUGAGGUUUGCUGGUCAGAAACGGGCCAGAGUAACGUCACUGUGUGUCCGCUGUUGAGCUUGAGAGACGUCCCUCACAACGGCCGGCUGGUAGCCAGCUGUGACUCUUAAUGUCAUCUUGCGUCACCCCUUUUGGCACUGCGCUCUCACCCACUCCGGAGGGAUCACUUGUACAUGUAGACUCAUAUUGCGUCCCAAAACUCAAACUUAAAAAAC
This is a messenger RNA of Ectocarpus sp. CCAP 1310/34, 2030 nucleotides long. The record is from the annotation of a GenBank genome assembly. NCBI's taxonomy places the organism in Eukaryota, Phaeophyceae, Ectocarpales, Ectocarpaceae.